Sorghum bicolor (sorghum) is the source of this 945-nucleotide messenger RNA. Its product is annotated as cancer-related nucleoside-triphosphatase homolog. Gene Ontology annotation, molecular function: ATP hydrolysis activity. Bases 96 to 677 code for a protein of 193 amino acids. The transcript has 6 exons. Lineage: Eukaryota; Viridiplantae; Streptophyta; Magnoliopsida; Poales; Poaceae. The record is from RefSeq and is a predicted model, not a curated record.
UCUCCUGCCAUGUGAAUGAAGGUCUGAAGAGGCGAAGAAUCACAGAACUCACUCGAACGGCGGGCGCCUCCCGCCGCCGCUUGCCUCGCCGGUCCAUGGCCGCCGCGCCGUCGAGGUGCCUCCUCGUAACUGGUCCGCCUGGCGUGGGGAAGACGACGCUGGUCAUGCGGGUGUUCGAAACCCUCAGAGGCUCUCACCCGAACCUCACCAUUCGCGGAUUCUAUACUCGAGAGGUGAGAGAGGGCGGAGAAAGGGUAGGAUUCGAGGUUGUCACGCUUGACGGCAGAAGUGGACCCCUUUCCUCAUCCAGGGUUUCCAGCUCAGAGUCUGUUAGAUGGCCUACCGUUGGGAAAUACAAAGUAGAUGUAUCAUCUUUGGAAUCAUUAGCAUUACCUGAGCUGCAGGUUAAGGAAGAAACAGAUCUCUUCAUCAUCGAUGAAGUGGGUAAAAUGGAGCUGUUCAGUUCAGCAUUUUUCCCUGCUGUAAUGAGAGUUAUCGAAUCCAAUAUACCAGUGUUGGCCACCAUACCCAUUCCUAGGCGUGGCCGGGACAUUCCAGGAGUUGCGAGGUUGCGGAAUCAUCCUGGAGCAGCUGUUUUCACCUUAAAUACUGCUAACAGAGAUACGAUGAGAGAUACUAUCUACAAUCAUUUAAGCAGUUUGUUGCAGAAGAGGUGAUCUGCUAACCUCCCUGCAUCUCUGUGGUCACUGGUUUGUCUGACAUAACAUGCAAACGAUCACAAGAAGUUUUCUUUCAGUAUUUAUCCAUAUAUCCUGUAAUCGAACAUGCAGUCGAAUCUUCUGGUCACUGGUUUGUGCAGUACCUGAAAUACCUUUUUUCAAGUUUACGGACCAGUGAAAGACAGUCAGAUUACUAUGUUGUUGUGCUCAAAUGGUUAACUUUGAAUGGACGAUAAGCAUAUCAUUCACUUUUUUUCUUAGCUAA